Messenger RNA from Asparagus officinalis (garden asparagus), 1488 nucleotides. RefSeq lists its product as uncharacterized. Lineage: Eukaryota; Viridiplantae; Streptophyta; Magnoliopsida; Asparagales; Asparagaceae. The transcript is spliced from 3 exons. The coding region runs from base 1 to 1488 and encodes 495 amino acids. The record is from RefSeq and is a predicted model, not a curated record.
AUGAAAUUGGAUUGGGAUAUAGUUGAAGGACUUCUAACUAUAUUAGAUUCAUGUAAUGAAUUGGUUAAAUGCUUUCAAAUGGUGAGGGAUAGAGUAAAGCAAGAUAGUUUAAUUCCUAUCAAAUUGGUCAUAAAGGCAGCCCGAAGCGGUGAUGGCCGACAUCAAAACAUGCCAACCGCAGGGGAGAUUGCUGGCCUAAUUGUCGGAAACAUUGAAGAUACGAUUGGUAUUCGAGACAUUAUCGUUGAUGAUUGUAAAUUGGGAUUAACAAGGAUAAGUGAUCUCCACUCAAGUUUUAUGGCAAUGCAAUAUCCUCUACUUUUUCCAUAUGGAGAGGAUGGUUUUAGACUUGGCGUGGAACUUAAUCAAAACACCAACAAUGCUCAGAAAAAAGGAAAGAAGUUACAUACAUGGAGGAAACUAUUACAAACUUACAUUAUGGAUCUCAUGACCUGCAUUGAGGAGGAAAGACUUCAUUGGGUUAAAGUUAAUCAGUCAAAGAUCCGUGCGGAGUUAUACUGUGGUAUCAAGGAUGCACUACAUAGAGGAGAUACUGAAGGUGCACAAGUAGGUAAGAGAAUUGUUCUACCUUCCUCUUUCACUGGCGGACCACGUUAUAUGACCCAAAAUUACCAAGAUGCAAUAGCUCUUUGCCGUGUUAUGGGAAACCCUGAUCUUUUCAUCACGGUAACAUCAAAUCCAAAGUGGAAUAAAAUUCUUGAAUUUCUCAGAAAUAAUGGCGGACAGAGACCUAAUGAAAGACCAGAUAUCGUCGCAAGAGUGUUCAAGAUCAAACUAGAUUCAUUGAUGGAGGAUCUUCAAAAGAAUAAUCAUUUUGGAAAGUGUAUAGUAGCGGUAUAUACAAUAGAAUUUCAGAAACGAGGACUACCACAUGCACAUAUUUUGAUUUGGCUACAUCCUGCUCAUAGAUAUCCAACACCAGCAAAGAUUGAUGAAAUCAUUGUCGCUGAAAUACCAGACAAAACAAAGGAUCCAGUUGGAUAUGAUGUUGUAUCAAAAUAUAUGACGCAUGGACUAUGUGGACAAGUUGCACCAAGAUCUCCAUGUAUGAAAAACCUGAAGUGCACAAAACAUUUCCCCAAGAAAUAUAUCAAUCAGACCUGCAUUGAUGAUGCUGGGUUUCCUAUAUAUCGUAGGAGAUGUGAUGAAAAUGUUUGGGUUGAAAAAGGAGGAAUUAAGCUUGACAAUAGCUAUGUGGUACCAUACAAUCGAAACUUAAUUGUUAAGUAUCAAGCCCACAUAAAUGUUGAAUGGUGCAAUAGAGGUAGAUCUAUCAAAUACCUCUUCAAAUAUAUCACUAAGGGACCCGAUUAUGUCUCAGCAUCUCUUCAACAUAUAAGCAAUAAUGCAGCAUCUUCUUCCAAUGCGAAAGAAAGACUUGAUGAAGUACAAUACUAUCUUGAUUGUAGAUAUAUAUCUGCUCCUGAAUCAAUAUGGAGGAUUUAUGGCUUUGAUAUCUACUAUUGA